Molecule: messenger RNA, 771 nt
Organism: Geodia barretti
Lineage: Eukaryota; Metazoa; Porifera; Demospongiae; Tetractinellida; Geodiidae
Source: the annotation of a GenBank genome assembly
AUGGACGCCGACGAAGAGAGACGUCGGCCGCAUGGAAACCGGCUGGUGCCUGCGGCGCGCCGCCUGGCCGGCGCACAUCCCGACGCGCGCUGUCUGGUGGUCGACGACCCGGAACUGACGCGCGGACUGACGGGCCCGCUCGCCUAUCGGCUGAGCCGCUUUCUGCACCGGUCGGUGGCGGUCGUCGCCUACGAUGACGGAGUGAUCAGCGGUUCGAUCCGCAGCCCGGACGACGGUGCAGAUGCGCUGCAGCUCCUGGCGGAGGCGGGCAGCCUGCUCGCGACGCGCGGCGGCCACCGGAGCGCCGCGGGCUUCGCGGCACCGGCACGCGCCCUGGCGGAGCUGCGCCGUCGCUGGUCCAGCCUGCCGGGCACCGGCAGCGACACCGGCGGCGGGGAUGAGCCGGGACGGGUUCUCGAUGCGGAACUGCCCGCACAAGAGCUGACCCCGGAGCUGGAUCGGCUCAUCACCGCGGUCGAGCCGACCGGGAUGGACAAUGGCCCGCUGGUGUUCCGGACGCGUGGACUACGGGUGGCGGACGUGAGCCUGUUCGGCCGCGGGUCCGAGCACUGCAAGCUGUUGCUCGAUGCCGGGGCGUAUCGCUGGCCGGCGCUGCACUGGGGCGCCGGCUCCACCGCAGGCGAGAUCGUCCCCGGCGACCUCGUGGACGUGGUGUACCGGCUGGGAACCGAGCUAUGCGGACGGCGAGCGCCGGCUGCACAUGGUCGUGCUCGACCUGUGCCGAUGAUGGAUGUGGCUGCGACGGUUUGA